AUGGAGGAGGAACAUGACUACAUCAAGGAGGAGGAGGAGGAGGAUGGGCCCGAGCAAUGCCCCAAAUUCGUGCUCGAGCACCGCCACGAGCGCCUCGAGUACCUCGACAGCCCAGACGCCUACCCCGAGAGCUACCCGGCGACGUGGGACACGAAGGUAGGCGAGCUCGACACGCACUGGCUGUCGCGCCGGUUCGCACACAUCGGGCGGUACCAGGCGGCCUUCGAGGAGAAGCUCUUCGCGGCGUGCGAGCUGCUGCACACGCUCACGGAGGACGCCGACAUCCGGGCGGCGAACGUCAGCGAUCUCGACCGGUGCUGCCCCCCUUCGGACCCGCGAAGCGUUGGCGCCCAGGCCGAUCUGCUGCGACUGGAAGCACGGCUCCACGAGCAACAGGUGCUCGUGUUCAAUCUGAUACACUGGGCGCAGGACUGGUGCCCUAUACAGGCCGGAAUCGAGGUUAAGCUUUGA
This is a messenger RNA of Durotheca rogersii, 471 nucleotides long. RefSeq lists its product as uncharacterized. The record is from RefSeq and is a predicted model, not a curated record. The transcript is spliced from 3 exons. Bases 1 to 471 code for a protein of 156 amino acids. Lineage: Eukaryota; Fungi; Ascomycota; Sordariomycetes; Xylariales; Xylariaceae.